AAUCUCUGUAAACACUGCUUUCAAUAGAAAAAUUCACAAGAAAAAUAUAAAACUAUGAAUUCUAUACAAGAGGAAAUUCCCACACAAACAGAAGUCGGUCUUCACCUUGGUUUACCAUUAGCAAAAACACUAUUUGCUUAUGAUCAUCAGGAAUCCAAAAAAUUGUUAGGAUUAAUACCACCACUAAAACAUGUAUCCGGAGAUUUCUGGAUUUCACCGUGUGCACAAAUAAGCAAAAAAGUUUUAAGCUUACCACAAAAUAAUAAUAUAAUUAAAGAAUGUACACAUUUAGGAAUACUUGCCUUAGGACAAGAUCUGCUAAAUAAAUGGAAAGCAGAAAUUGAAGCAAAUAUGAGGAAAGAAUGUAGAAAGCAGUUACUCGAUCAAAAAUAUUUAUGCGAAGCUGAAAAGCGUCAAGCGAUUAAAAUCAAUACACAAAAGGUCCACAUGAUGUGGCAAAAAUAUAUUAAUACUAUAGAAUGUAAUAUGCAGAAAGAAUUACAGACUGAACUUGCAAAAGUUAUUCUUAAAUGCAAUAAAGAAAUACAGAAAGCAGUGGUACAACAACGUAUAGAUAUGACACAACAUAUGUUAAGUAAAAUACGUAAUGAAAUGUCUUAUAUGGUAGCAGAUCUUUAUGAAGAAUUUGAGCAAACUCGCAGAUCACAUAUAGAAAAUAUAAUAGCAGAUUUUAAUGAGAUAUUAAGGAAGGAACAUAUAAAAAACAAUAAAAAAAUAGAAAAACUGAGAAAAGAAAAAACGGAAUCAUUAUAUGUUCAAAAAAUAAGACUUGAGACAAAGAAUAUGGCUAAUAUUAUAUAUAUGCUUUGCCUUGAAAGAUUACAUUCUAAUCUAGAAAAACAACAAAUACAGAAUCACUUCCAGGACAAACUCUGUAAUUUGCAAGACAUUAUUUUGGAUUUAAAGAAAAUAUUAAAUACGACCGAAGAAAUUGCUGAAAGAUAUCAAAACGAUAAUGAAUUAUUAAAAGAGAAAUUUGAUAAGAUUAAUCAAGAAUUUCAUAAGUUUGUCACUUUUGUAUUUAACUCUGUACCAAAGCAAGCCGAGUUUGCAUUACCUUCAGAAUCUAUUUAUUCACAACAAAUGGAUCAGACUUCAAAUGAAAAAUUAGAUAAAUAUGAUAAAAUUUGUCAGUAUGUACUUGUAGAAAAACAAGAUUGAUUGUUAU
This is a messenger RNA of Vespula pensylvanica (western yellowjacket), 1189 nucleotides long. RefSeq lists its product as uncharacterized. The coding region runs from base 55 to 1182 and encodes 375 amino acids. NCBI's taxonomy places the organism in Eukaryota, Metazoa, Arthropoda, Insecta, Hymenoptera, Vespidae. The transcript is spliced from 6 exons. The record is from RefSeq and is a predicted model, not a curated record.